ACCAUUCUAGUAUUUCGGCAAAACUUUAAAUCACAUUAUGGAAAGUCUCGGAAUCGAUUCGAAGAAUCCCGACGGUAAAUCAAAAUCUGUGGCGUUGGAAACGGCUAAACUUUUGCUGAACACCAUCAAUCAUAUUUUUAUCGGCUUCGUGUUUAUAUAUACGACAUGGAUCUGCUGGAAAAACGGGUUCGAGAAAGUUUUCACAUGGCACGUGUUUCUCUGUGUUUUCGGUUUUCACGUUCUGAUGGCCGAAUCAAUUUUACUGUUCUACUCUGGGAACAGCUGGUCUCAGGUUCUACGACAACCGCAGCGUCGAACGGCUCACUGGAUGCUGCAAGUGAUCGGUAGUGUCUGUAUCAUAGUUGGAAUAGCGCUGGAAUUCUAUUGGCGUGACAUCAACAACAAACCGCAUAUUCACGAGAAUCACUCGAUCCUCGGACUGGUUGCCUUGAUUCUACUGAUUGUAAGCAUGAGCAACGGACUUGGUUCACUGUACGCAGUUGAGUUGCGGAAACGAGUCAAACCGAUAUAUCUGAAAUUUGGCCACAACUUCAUUGGCUUCGCAUGUUUCGUCAUCGGCAUGGCAUCACUCAUUCUCGGCUAUGACAAACGUAUUUUUAAAGAGAACUCAACAACGGAAAUGGUUACUGUACUGCGGGUAUUCACCAUACUGGUAAUAUUUCUUAGUGUUCUUGGUGCACUGAAAACUAUCGUUACACAAAUAAAGGCCAUCAUGCGGCAGUGA
Molecule: messenger RNA, 745 nt
Organism: Malaya genurostris
Lineage: Eukaryota; Metazoa; Arthropoda; Insecta; Diptera; Culicidae
Product: transmembrane reductase CYB561D2-like
Exons: 2
Coding region: 38-745 (235 amino acids)
Molecular function (GO): transmembrane monodehydroascorbate reductase activity
Source: RefSeq, a predicted model, not a curated record